CAGACACCGAGAUCGUCCUGAACUGUGCUGAGCUUCUUGGAGAAAACUCUGGUCGCUGUUAGAAGUGAGAAGCUACUCGGGAUGGUUGGCCAUAGAUUACGGAUUUUCCUGGUGCUCCUCGCGGUCGCCUUGAAUUACGUGACUUGCGACUUCCGCUCAGAAUGCCCUGCACUAGCUGGACCGGGUUGCCCUUUUAAGAACACGACAUAUCCCGACGGCUCAUACAUACAGGACCAGUGCCUUCGUCUGCGCUGCGAUUUUAACAAGUGGGUCGUAACAGGAGGCAUCGACUCAAACUGUGGGAAAUGCAGCGUGUUCCUCGACCCUCAUAUAACAACUUCUGAUGGAUACACAUUCGAGCUGAUUCAAGAUGCCUGCAAAUAUUCUCUAAUUCAAACCGGACUGACCUAUUCUCCUGAUGUCGGGAUCUCUGGCCAAUUCAAGUACUGCAAAGGCUCAGGAUCCUGCCCAGGGGAAACUGUCUUCAAGGACGGUAAUGACUCCGUGGAGAUUGGCAGAGAUGGGCUGGACGCACCCAAUAUAUUCACGGUGUACGUGGGCGAGGAGGCCUUCACGAUCCUCAACGGCAACCCGACCUACCUCCCGGGGACCUCCAUGCUGGCCUGGCGCUCCGGCAAAUCCUGCGUCCAGCUCCUGGGCGAGAGCGGGCUGUCGAUGGAAAAGUGUGAAUACCACCAGUUCAUGUGGUCCCAUCCGAAUAACGCCCCUUACUAUGGUCUCUGCGGCUUCUUCGAAGGUAAUAACAGUGUAAGCAAUGACCUGACUCUCCGAACGGGCGCCGAAGCACCUUUGGACAUGUUCAUGGUUCCUUCAUUUGGCUUCUCUUGGUUGACCAAUGACCAGAAGAAUCCUGAGUGCCCAGGUGCCCCGGCAAGUGCAAAGCAGACUCCAAGUUUAUGUCUGCAAAGUAAUGAGAAGAAGGAAGAACAUGAUGUGAAUUGUACCACUGUAAUUAAAUCAGUGAAGGUCAAAGAUGCGUCCAUAUCAGACGAACAUUUCCAAACUAUAUUAGAUGCGUGUAUCUUCGACUUGUGUUUGAUCAGCCAGUCAACAGGAGACAAUCAAAACAAUAUAUCUGCCUGGUUAAACGGGCCAAUAUCGUCCUACACUGAAAGGAUCAUUAAUUUGGAAUUGACCUCACUGGGAUGUCAAUUUGAUGGGCAGAACUACUUAGAGGGAGAUGAAAGGGAAGAAUCUUGUACCCUCUAUGGUUGUCAUCAUGGUCAAUGGUUUAACAAAAAAAAAAGAAUUCCUUCAUGCUGUUCAAGUGGGGGCAAGGAUUAUGAAAAUGGGGAGGAGGCUACCGUAGAUUGCAAAAUUAUGAUCUGCAACUGCGGCUCGUGGGAAGACAAAAUGGAAAUGGACCCAACUUGCUGUGAAUAUGAAGGCGUGAAAUUCGAGAGUGGCAUGCAAGUGACCUUCGACUGUUGGGUGCAAGAAUGUAGCAAUGGACUUUGGGAUCCUAUUUCGCGUGAUCCAGACUGCUGUGAAUAUGAGGGCGUGAAAUACAAGGAGGGCGACCAAACAACGUUCGACUGUAUGGUGCAACAAUGCAAUAAUGGGAAGUGGACCCCUGUCUCCGAUGAUCCAGACUGCUGUGAAUAUGAAGGCGUGAAAUACGAGAGUGGCAUGCAAGUGACCUUCGACUGUUGGGUGCAAGAAUGUAGCAAUGGACUUUGGGAUCCUAUUUCGCGUGAUCCAGACUGCUGUGAAUAUGAGGGCAUGAAAUACAAGGAGGGCGACCAAACAACCUUCGACUGUAUGGUGCAACAAUGCAAUAAUGGGAAGUGGACCCCUGUCUCCGAUGAUCCAGACUGUUGUAGAGAUGGCAACGGAAUAUAUCCGGAAGGGACAACGAGGAAAAUUAACUGUAUGAUUGAACAGUGUAUUAAAGGAAUAUUUGUGGAUACAGGAGAUCGUGACCCUGACUGCUGCGAACAUCACGGAACAUAUUUCCCAGAUGGUGCAAGUACAACCAUCGACUGUCAGGCAGUUAUUUGCAAUAAGGGGGUAUGGAAAGAAUCAGAGAUCACGGAUCUGACAUGCUGUGAAAUUGGCGGAAGAUUUUUCAUAGAAGGCACACAGGCGGUUGUUGAUUGUAACAUCUUCGAGUGCGUGAACGGUAAUUGGAGUGACACACACACCAUGGAUCCUAAAUGCGGCAACACGAACACAAGCGAACAUACGGAACACACAGAAGUAUGCGAUGAAACUGAAGCUUGCGUUGGUUUGGGAGGCGGACUCGUCAUCCAAGUAGAGCAACAAGUCAAUAUGCCAUAAAGCACGAGUUAGAAACGAGAUGCUGAUUUGCCGAUAGGUGUCACUCUGCAACCCUGUAUCCAGAUAGUUUGUAUUAUGAAUUGGUUUAUUCGUUUCUAGCGAACAGACGACGUGUAAAAAUGUUUUUGUUAACCUUGAACUUUGAAUCUUAAUAUUUUAGUAUGGGUAUAUGAGUAUUUGUAAAAUUGCAAAUAGAACUGCAGAGUUUGUAAGUAAUUAGCACGAGUUUAAGAUAACAACAACUUUGGUUAUAUUUCAAAUCUAAAAAAGUAUGGUUCCAGUUUCGAUGUUUUAAAAUUAUAAAAAGUAAGCUAAUCUGA
Messenger RNA from Penaeus chinensis, 2621 nucleotides. RefSeq names its product mucin-2-like. The coding region runs from base 82 to 2301 and encodes 739 amino acids. The transcript is spliced from 23 exons. Lineage: Eukaryota; Metazoa; Arthropoda; Malacostraca; Decapoda; Penaeidae. The record is from RefSeq and is a predicted model, not a curated record.